Molecule: messenger RNA, 1101 nt
Organism: Morchella sextelata
Lineage: Eukaryota; Fungi; Ascomycota; Pezizomycetes; Pezizales; Morchellaceae
Exons: 9
Coding region: 1-1101 (366 amino acids)
Molecular function (GO): triacylglycerol lipase activity
Source: RefSeq, a predicted model, not a curated record
AUGAAAAUGAAAACAACAAUACUCCGUCUACGCCUGCGCCCAGCUGGCCCGAAUCUCUACCGCCUCAGAAACCACAGCACAGCCCCAACACACCCCGAAAAAAAGCUCACCGAAGACCCCCGGUUAAAGGAGCUUGGGCGAACAUUAUCAGACGAGUUUUCGACCAUCAGGGAGAAUUACAGGAAACCGAAGAAUCCGAUUGUGCUUUGCCAUGGACUACUGGGCUUCAAAGAGCUCCGUCUUGCGGGGCAGAUGCUGCCUGGUAUUGCGUAUUGGCGCGGCAUCACGGAGGUGCUUACGGCGAACGGGGUCGAGGUUAUCACGACCACUGUGCCGGCGUCGGGGUCCAUAGAGGUGAGGGCGAAGGCGUUGGCUGCGGAGAUUGAGCAGGAGCUGAAGGGGAGGAGCGUUAAUCUAAUUGGACAUAGUAUGCUUCUUCUGGACUUUCAGCGGCGAUGGUGGGUCGGUGCCACAUAUGCUAACGCACUUCCUCCCCACAGAGGCAUUGACGCCCGCUACAUGAUCAGCGAGCUCAAACCCACAAACUUCAAAGUCCUCUCCCUCACCACCGUCGCUACGCCGCACCGCGGCUCCUCGUUCGCCGACUACAUGCUCGACCUCAUCGGGAGUACCUCCCCCGCCCCUGCCCCUGCCCCCGCUCUCUCUCAACUACACCGCACUAACCCACCACCAGAAGAGCGCCUCCCAAGCGUGUACGCUGCCGUCGAGUCCCUCGGCCUGGAAACAGGCGCAUUCGCACAGCUCACGACGCACUACAUGGAGAAGUUUAACAAGCUGAUACUCGACGAUCCUAACGUAAGGUACUUCUCGUACGGGGCGAUGGCGAAGCCGGGGAUCAUGUCGGUGUUUCGGCAGAGCCAUCGCAUUAUCGAGGAGAAGGAGGGCCCGAAUGACGGGCUGGUGUCGGUGAAGUCGGCGCAGUGGGGCACGUAUAAGGGUACGCUGGUAGGGCCGACACAUCUGGGGAUUAUUAAUUGGACGAAUAGAUUUUGGUGGAUGGUGACGGGGAAUAAGGCGACGUUUAAUGCGAUUGCGUUUUAUUGCGAUAUCGCUGAUAUGUUAGCUGAAGAGGGCUUGUAA